Molecule: messenger RNA, 231 nt
Organism: Diaporthe amygdali
Lineage: Eukaryota; Fungi; Ascomycota; Sordariomycetes; Diaporthales; Diaporthaceae
Exons: 2
Coding region: 1-231 (76 amino acids)
Source: RefSeq, a predicted model, not a curated record
AUGGCGCCGUUGGUUCUGAGCGUGUCGUCAUGGCUCCUGGCUGUGCUCGAGACCAUGGCACUUGGGUCGGCUUCUCUUUGCCGAGGCAACUUCUGGGACUUCUACGCCAUAAUGAGCUUCAGCCCGGCAACCGGCAACAUGCCAAAGGCCGAGAUCUUAGCUAGACUCGAUCUUCAACCAGACUUCUUCUCUCGCCGCUACGAUAUCCCUGCACCCUACAUGGCACCGUAG